Molecule: messenger RNA, 870 nt
Organism: Menidia menidia (Atlantic silverside)
Lineage: Eukaryota; Metazoa; Chordata; Actinopteri; Atheriniformes; Atherinopsidae
Source: the annotation of a GenBank genome assembly
AAAAGGAAAAAACUUUUAAAAACAGUCCUGUGAACGCCUGUGCGCGUCCUUAAAGCGCGUGACCAGCGUCGCUGCUCGCUCUCGCAGAUGUUGGAGGGUCCAGAAGAGACAGCAGCAUCCUUUUCACAGAGCAGGAUUUCAGUCACAGGUGCUUUUCACCGCAGCAGUUUCUGCAGCUGGCAUUUGAAGAGUUUUUUUGUUACUGCAAAGACGCUGAAAUCCCGCGUCACCAGUGGAAGAAAAAUUUCCAACAAACACGGGGAUUAACGGGAUUUGUUGUUCCUCGAGAAUGUGUGGCAUGGACAUGGACCUGGAUGAUGGCAGCUCAGCUGAGGAGGAAAAAGAGGAUCUCUGGAUAGGGGACAGCAUCAAGAUGGUGCCCCCGCCAAUGGCCCAUAGCGGGGACAGCGUGUGGGGCGGGCGCAGGAGCAGGUGUGGCAGCGUGCUCUGCGGAGUGGCCAUAAUUCUGUGGAACAUGCUGGUGGUCACAGCCUGCGCUGUCUUGCUGCCUCUGGUCUUCUUUCUGAUGCUGCUGCCCGCAGUGCUGCUGUUGUAUGUGGGAUUUCUCUGCCACUCCAGGGUUCUUGAUGAUCCGUCUGGCAUCUGCUGUUACCUUGACGACAAUAGCUGCUCCGCCCUCAUCAUACUGGGAUUUGUGAUGAUGUCUCCGCUCGUGGUCAUGGCGUCUGUAGUGUUCUGUGGGCUGCUCCAAAGGUUUCAGAUUCUGCUUUUAAUUCAACCGAUCACUCGUGCCUGUUACCAAAGGAGGCUGCUGGACUGGGUGGGCAGCAUCGAUGACUGGGUCUGAUCCACAGGGAGGAGGAAGAGGAGGAGGAGGAGGAGGAGGUGCUGAGGGUCCACAUGACAUGU